AUGGAAAUAAACCGGACCGUUGUUCACUGCUGGUUCGAUGCAACCGUCAGCAUCUUUGGCAUGUUCUUCUCCGCGGUUGUGGUUUUAUUAGCAGCGACAAAGGUGAAAAACAAGGCUCUCAAAUCAUACAGCCUUAUGCUGAUCACAAACGCAACGGUGGACUUUGUCUAUGCGUUGAACACGUUGUUGACAUUCACAGUGAGUUGAAGUAAUACGUAGCGCUUUUGAAAUAACAUUUAUUUUGCACCACAUCAGAUUUUGCAACUAUAUACUAAAGUUACAAAUGAACCAUAUAUUUUUUCGCCUUGAGGUAUUCUGCAAAGACUGAAAGUACUUCCUAACACUACUUUUCAAGGGCUUUCGAACGGUAUAUAACGCUUCUUAUUUGGUGAGGGUCAGUUUGUACACUUCUCUAGGAAGGAAUGCGCCUACCGUUUUACAGGCGGUUUCAAGAAAUUUGGAACAAAUUAUUUGCUUAUAUCUUUGUUGUCUUUGCAGCUACCAACGAAUUUCUUUUUGCUUGUAAAAAUUGACGUCGUGCGUUGUUAGAAUCUCUAAAAAUUUUUUUUUUCGUUUGCGGAGAGCCCAUUUCUCGGCGGAGAAAAUUAGGGCCUUUUUGAAAAAUCACAUCGUAUUACGUGUCGGAAACGUCGUUGCAACGACUGAAAUUAAGUUUACGUAACAACUCCAUGGAUUUUACGGAUGCUUUUUUUUGCGUUUUCGAUUUUACGCCCUUCCGCGGAUGCGCGGCGGAGACCUCACAAUCAGAUUUCGGCGGACGUUGUUUUGGGCCUUUGGCUUAUGCAAUUCAUGUUGGAAAGAGGUUGGGGUGAUUUUUUGUUGUCAUCCGAUGCACAGAUGGCAAAAAUUUCGUGCUUUUCAUCCUUCUAAAAACGCACGACGUCAAUUUUAGAAGCAAAAAGAAAUUCGUUGAUAGCUGCAAAGAACACAAAGAUAUAGGCAAAUUAUUUGUUCCAAAUUUCUUGAAACACCCUGUAUUUCUAACAAUAAGCCGAGUGUUUUGAAACUACAGGGUGUUUCAAGAAAUUUGGAAGAAACUAGUUGCGAAUAUUUUUGAGCUCUUGCUAGUUAUCGCAGAAAUUCUUUUUGUUUCUAAAACUUGACAGCGGGCGGUUUUGUACUGAACAAAAAAAAUUUUUUUUUCGUCGGCGGAGAGGCCAGUUCUCGGCGGAGGCAUUUGGGGCCUUUUUUAAAAAUCACACCUUAUUACAUCGUGGAAACUCUGUUACAGUGGCCAAAAUCAUGUUUACGUUAAACCUCUGUGGAUUUUGCGGUAUGCUUUUUUUGCGUUUUCGAUUUUACGCAACAUCCGCGGAGGCGCGGCGGAGACCUCAGAUUUCGGCGGACUUUGUUUUGGGCCCUCGGUUUUUGCAAAUCCAUGUUGGAAAAAAGGUUGGGGCGAUUUUUUGUUGUCAUCCGAUGCACAGAGGGCAAAAAUUUUGUACUUUUUUCCCCCGGCGGAGGAUUCGGCGGAGGCUUUCUCAAAGGGUCAAAACAAAAUUUUGACUCUUUUGAUAAAGCCUCCGCCGAAACCUCCGCCGAUGGGUCCGCCGGAUCAAAAAAUAAGAAAAAUGGUGUUGCUGUGAUGGAUUCUUGUAGCUGAGUUUUUUCCCGGACUCCUAAGACUGUUCUGACCCUUUGGUAAAGCCUCCGCCGAAUCCUCCGCCGGGGAAAAAAGUGCGAAAUUUUUGCAUCUGUGCAUCGGGUGACAACAAAAAAUCACCCCACACUUUUUUCCAACCUGAAUUGAAUGAUCCAAAGGCUCAAAACGACGUCCGCCGAAACCUGAGGUCUCCGCCGUGCCUCCGCGGAUGAGCGAAAAUCGAAAACAAAAAAAGCAUACCGCAAAAUCCACGGAGGUUUAACGUAAACAUGAUUUUGGCCACUGUAACAGAGUUUCCACGAUGUAAUAAGGUGUGAUUUUUAAAAAAGGCCCCAAAUGCCUCCGCCGAGAACUGGCCUCUCCGCCGACGAAAAAAAUUUUUUUUGUUCAGUACAAAACCGCCCGCUAUCAAGUUUUAGAAACAAAAAGAAUUUCUGCGAUAACUAGCAAGAGCUCAAAAAUAUUCGCAACUAGUUUCUUCCAAAUUUCUUGAAACACCCUGUAUAACUGAACCUGUUUGUUAGCACCAAGUAUCCACAAAGUCUAGGUACAAAAUUUGGACUUUCGGACCAGAUUAAACUUUUUGUAAAGAGUUUAUUCAAGAAACAUCAUGUAUUUCUGAAAUUUUUUUGUCUGAUUGCCACACUACUUGCGUGUGUCAGUAUAAACAUGCCCUAAAAGUGUGAAAAGAAGUUUCAAGAAUAAUUGCAAUUUUUAGUUCGGUGCGUGUCGGAAAGUACAGUGUUUUGUGAUGAUUAAAAGUUCGUUUAAGGCAUUCAUAAUCAGGCUUUUUAAAGGCACGGAAUUGACUUGAACUUAUAUAUUACACGCAAACCUCAUCAUAAGAGGUUAAUUGCUGAAAGGUUCCACUCGCGCAUUGCAGAAGGAAAUGCAUGAAGAACCCCAUGCAUUUCGCGAUCUGUGCCGAGGGAGUGCACGAAACGCGGAGACUUGUCUGAAAUGAGAAAAAAAGAGAUUGAAAGCUAUUUUUUGGAAAUGAAACACUUACAGUGAGGGACCUGAUCCAAUGGCAAAAAACGUCUCAUUUUGCAUCCCGGAAGGGACCAAAAUGACUCCAAACCAUGCCCUUCUCUAAUCUAUUUAAAAAACUCCGCUUUGAAAAGCGCGCCCUUUCCUUCAAGGCGGGCUCUUCAAAGCGGGGUUUUUUUGCUUAGAGAAAGGAAGGGCUUGGAGAUAUUUUGGUCCCUUCCGGGAUGCAAAAUGAGACAUUUUUUGCCAUUGGAUCCGGUCCCUCACUGUAAACCCGAAAUUUGCAAAAAAAUGCCAUAUUUUCACCAAAUUCUCGCCCAAAACCCUCCAUCGUUUUUGCAAAGCGCAAACUGUUUUCAGGCAUUGAAAUGAGAAGUGAUAAAUACUCUCUAUGACCUGUAUGCCUUCCAAAAUCAUCAUCAACCAUUUUCAGACCGCAGUGUUCGGUGAAAAGAUUGUGUUCAUGUUGAUGGACAACUACCCUAUUACGUCAAUAAUUGGGCCUUACGCGGCCCUCUCAACACAACUUUUCUUAAUGUUCCUCGGAGUGGCAAUGCUACCUCUUCAGUUCAUUUAUCGCUACGGUGUAAUGAUACAGAAGCCUUUCACAAAUUGCCAAAUGUUCUUAAUGUUUUGUGGUUCUCUGAUGCUUGGAGGGUUGCACGGAGGUCUAUCGCCCUUCACAUUUAGGCCAAGGAAUGAGUACUACGACGAAAAACUUCGAGAAGCCAUGGAUGUUGGGACAAAUUUUACCUUGCCGUUUUAUGUAGUUGGAGAUGUGGUAAGCCAGAAUAUGCUAGCUGUUUUUAUUUGUCUUGCAAUUCAAGCUUAAUUUUGUAAUUUUUUAGUCAAAAUUCGGCAUUAUGUCCCUCCAUUUCAUCAAUAUAUUCGUCAUCAUGGCAAUCUCGUACAGCAUAAUCAUUACAAUGGUUUAUCUGUCCAAGCGGUCCGUUACUCUUGUCUGCUCCGAUCAGCUGUCAAAGCAGACAAGAACGGUUCAGAAGCAAGUGACUAAAAUCAUCUACCUCCAGGUAAGAGAAUUCGCUUUACUUACCGUAGAGGAUCGGACCAUGUGUGAAAACACAUGAUAAAAAAAAGAAAAGCUGUUUUCCUUUGAAGAGACCCAACGGAGAUGCUCUUUUGCUAGUUAGUUUGUCAAGUCGCUGAAGUAAUUUUUGGCGUUUGCCGCGACAUUAUUUUCUCGGGAGCGAUGCGAUUUUGGAUGCGACAUUCCGCUCACUAUUUUCCCGGCAGACGGGUACAGUGCCGGACUUGAUCCAGUGGCAAAAAACGUAGCAUUGGGCAUCCGGAAAGUGUCAAAAAAUGUUGCAAAAUACCUCCCUCACGUCAGAAUGAAAAUAGAAGAAAAACGAAAUUUCGUGAGGGGCCGCAGCGAAAAGGAACGGCCGAUUUUUUUCUUCUUUCUCUGACCGCUCUCUUCCUUUUUGUGCGUGCGCCCUCUUCCUCUCGCCAAUCGCAAAUCGUUAUUUCGCGGAUCGCCACGGCUUUGACGAAAUUCCCUUUUUAUUUUGACGUGUCCCUCUCCAAGUGAAAAAACUCGAAUUUGAAAAACCACGCCCGCACGUCAAACUGAGAUAAGCUAAAACAGUCCGGUGAAUGGAUUGGCAAUCUGCCAAAAAAAGACGCAAAAAAACGUUUCGUCGGGGAAGAAAUGGGGAAUUUUUGGGGCGAGAGAGUACGCUUUUGUGUGUCUUUUUUCUCUCUUUCUCUGCGAAAUCAAGACGGAGUGAAAAACACCGAUAGCGAAGAGUCUAUUCCGGUCUCAGUUUGACGUGACCCGCUCUUUUUGUGAGGGAAAGGGCGCGCAGUUCAAAACGGAGUUGUUUUAGUUGGAGACGGAGGUAUUUUGCUACAUUUUGUGAACUUCCUGGAUGCAAAGUGAGAUGUUUUUUGCCACUGGCUCAGUUCAGGUGGCAAUUACUGUAAUAGGGCAUCUCUCUUGGUUCAUUUCAAAGACAGCCUCUAUUUUUGUGUUGGGGUGUGAAGGGACACAUUUCUCACUCAAGUUGCAUAUGGUGAUGCUUUUUGACAUAUAAAAAACAUCACCAUAUAUAGAUCCCUUCCAAGACCAUAGUAGCGGAAAAAGCAUACGUUCUCAUAAAGCGUGUUGCAUUGCACUUUUGUUUUCAAUUUUAUUCCAUUUACAACGCACGUAACUUUUUUAACAUCCUGUUCUUUUGCGCGUUUCCAAACCCAAAUUUUAAAUUAAGAACUACAUUUCAAUUAAAAAAAAUCAAAAUCCCAACUUCUAGGCUCUAUAUCCGGUGCUCUUCGUCGCCAUUCCAUGCUCCAUUUUUCCGAUAAUCGCUGUAAAGGGCUGGCAAGUCCCGUACUUCGCGGAAGUUGCCAUGUCCUUAAUGCACACACCGCCCUUGGUCAACUCAGUGCUGGUGAUAAUGUGUGUGCCCAGCUAUCGACGCAGUGUAAUGCGUCCAUUUCGUACGAAUUCGGCUCGGGAGACUUCAACGAUUGGCUGA
Messenger RNA from Bursaphelenchus xylophilus (pine wood nematode), 5112 nucleotides. The record is from the annotation of a GenBank genome assembly. NCBI's taxonomy places the organism in Eukaryota, Metazoa, Nematoda, Chromadorea, Rhabditida, Aphelenchoididae.